This is a messenger RNA of Neoarius graeffei (lesser salmon catfish), 3173 nucleotides long. Its product is annotated as solute carrier family 41 member 1-like. NCBI's taxonomy places the organism in Eukaryota, Metazoa, Chordata, Actinopteri, Siluriformes, Ariidae. The record is from RefSeq and is a predicted model, not a curated record. The transcript is spliced from 11 exons. Gene Ontology annotation, molecular function: monoatomic cation transmembrane transporter activity. The coding region runs from base 777 to 2396 and encodes 539 amino acids. Gene Ontology annotation, cellular component: plasma membrane. Gene Ontology annotation, biological process: monoatomic cation transport.
AGCGCGCGUGCGCUGAUCCUCCAAUGGAGCCAUGUAACUGACUAACGGCUCCGGUUAUUGAUUAAACCCGCGGGUCUGGCGCUCAACGAGCCCGCUACAUAAGGCAUGAGAAGCGGCGUGGAGGCCGAGAGCCACCGGGAAACGUCAAUGCAGGAAGGUGAUCACGGGACGACGAUCUGACCCUACGCACAUUUUUUUUUUUUUGAGCCUUGUAACACGAUCCGUUCAGUUCCAGAGACCUUUAAAUAUAUUGCAAGGUCCACGUGGUGUAAAGUGAGCCAGUACAACUGUCCAGUGCUGCUCGGGACACUUCUGCUGACUGUCCUGCCAAGUAAGUGCCCUUUCUUUCAUACUGAAAGAGAAGAGGGACGUGGAACGUUCAGAUCUUCCCCCGACUUAAAUAUUGCAUUGAAGUUCUUCUUGGCUUCUCCUAACCAGAUUGUGAAAUGUGCCCUCCUCUUAUCAGCUGGCCUUAAAAAAAAGAAGAAGGUGGAGGAGGAGGAGGAGGUGGAGGAACGGCUGCAGUGAAUGGGGAACAUAAUUUGUAUGCUACCGAAGUUCAGGCAGGAUCUUAUGCAAAGCGUGGAGAGGGCUAAAGCACCUGCCUCUUUUACUCAACCUGUAGAGCGUGAAUUAUAAAUCGAGGAGCUGAGGAUCCACAUCUUGGAUGGGAUAGAUUGACACUGUAGAGCAGCUGAAGCACCGAUCAAAACUUAGCACUGACUAAAAGCGUCAUUCGUUUCUUCUGAUACAACUCUCAACUUCAAGGCUUCCGCAUGGUCCUCUGGUCGAAAGAGCAAGACAAACUGCCCAACAUGUCCGCGGGGACGGAAAUCAGAAAGGUGAAGAAGGACUUCAUCUCUUCGAACGGUUCAGUCCACCCGGUCAUCCUGGCCGCAGGAGCUGAGGAGAGGCAGCCAAGCGGCGGCGAGUACGAGCUCACUGAGGUGACAUCUUUGCCAGAACGACCCGAGGCGGAAAACGAGCGGACAGAAAUGGUGGUGAUCGACUGUCACGCCGACGCCACGGGUCAGAGGGAGGAGGACGCCCUGCUGGAGAACGGCAGCCAAAGCAACGAGAGUGAUGACACAAGCGCGGACCAAAGCCCAGUGCCACCAGUUCCUCUAAAGGAGACGUCAAUUUCCAUAGGACUGCAGGUCGUGUUCCCUUUCCUGCUGGCCGGGUUUGGGACGGUGGCCGCUGGUAUGGUCCUCGACAUUGUUCAACAUUGGACGGUGUUCUCCGAGGUGAACGAGGUCUUUAUCCUGGUGCCUGCUCUUCUGGGCCUGAAGGGGAACCUGGAGAUGACACUGGCCUCCAGACUGUCCACCGCAGCUAAUAUCGGACAGAUGGACACAGCCAAGGAGAUGUGGAAAAUGAUCAUGGGGAACCUCGCACUAAUUCAGGUUCAGGCCACUGUGGUUGGUUUCCUAGCCUCCAUCGCGGCAGUCAUUUUUGGCUGGAUCCCAGAGGGCCAAAUCAAGAUAGGUCAUGCUGUUCUGCUCUGUGCAAGUAGCGUAGCUACAGCCUUCAUCGCUUCCCUGCUGCUAGGUCUUAUCAUGAUCGGCGUGAUCAUCGGCUCCAGAAAGGUUGGCAUUAACCCGGACAACGUGGCCACGCCCAUCGCUGCCAGCCUCGGAGACUUGAUUACUCUGGCUCUACUUUCUGGCAUCAGCACAGGACUCUACAACGAGCUGGAUUAUAACGAUUACGCCAAUCCGCUAGUCUUCGUAUUUUUCAUUGCCUUGACGCCUAUCUGGGUCCUGAUCGCCCGACGAAUCCCCUCCACCCGAGAAGUGCUGUACUCGGGGUGGGAGCCUGUGAUUAUCGCCAUGGCAAUCAGCAGUGUUGGAGGCCUCAUCCUGGACAAAACUGUGUCUAAUCCCAACUAUGCUGGAAUGGCGGUGUUCACUCCGGUCAUCAACGGCGUGGGAGGUAAUCUGGUGGCGGUCCAGGCCAGUCGCAUCUCCACAUACCUGCACAUGACUGGCCUCCCCAUUACAGAGGCAAAUCCACCUCCACAGAAAUGCCCCACACCCUGCAGCACGUUCUUCGGCUCAGGCGUGAAUUCUCGUUCUGCCCGAGUGCUCUUCCUCCUGGUGGCUCCCGGUCACCUUGUUUUCCUAUACACCAUCAACUUCAUGCAGGGCGGGCACACCACCCUCACCUUCGUCUUCAUCGCUGUCUACCUGACCGCUGCCUUGCUCCAGGUGAUGAUCCUGCUGUAUCUGGCUGACUGGAUGGUGCAUUGGAUGUGGAAGAGAGGGAUGGAUCCUGAUAACUUUUCCAUUCCCUACCUAACAGCCCUUGGUGACUUGCUUGGCACGGGCUUCCUGGCCCUGUGCUUCCAUAUCCUCUGGAUGAUCGGCGAUGGAGACAUGGACGUGGGAGACUGAACAGCUCUGCUGAACACUCACGGAAACCUCACGAGCCUUUAUUUAAUCAAAAAAAAAUCACCACAAUGAGAUCUGCGAUAUUAUGGCGACAGUAGCCACUAUGAUUAUAAUAAUAAUUCGUAAUACUAUUGCUGUAGUGGUAUGUAAUGAAGAUUACAUUAUGGCUUAUCUUCUCAUGGGAGAACAGGAAUCCUCAUUAUUUUUCAAUGGGGAUGUUCAGCCCCUUUUUAUUCUCAGAGGUGUUGACAGCAACGUGUUGGAGUUUAAAAGGAAAGGUCAACUUAAACUUGAAGUUUUCACAAGAAUUAGGAUGCUCAGACACCAAGUGCUCUCUGUGUAAGUGAUAUAAAUGAAGCAAUUAGUGGAAGUUUCCAGACCACAGCAAAGUGACCUUGAGUAUGCGUUGAUUACCUCUUAAGUUCCUCAUUAAUCUUUGAGAAGUUGGAGCAGCAGAUUAAUCUAAUAUCAGAUCGAGAUCAGAUAUACCACAGCAUACACGCCUGCGCCAUCACCUCCACCAUGGGUUAUGAAAUCGGGCUAAAACGAUGCGAGUGCUGGUAAUAAAAGCUCCUGUACUGUACAAUUAGAGAAUAAAUGCACCACUUUUGGUUAUCCACGUCACUUUCAGGCAGAGUCAGGAGAAAGCGAGCGGGUCAAGUGCUUUUCUUUUUUUCCUGAUUCUUUGUGAGCAUGUAACAUUUUUCUAUUAAACUGUCUUCUUAAUAAUUAUGCUACAAAGCUUAAAAGGGCUACUUUGUAAUGCAGAUCCGCUGCAUG